Messenger RNA from Topomyia yanbarensis, 5347 nucleotides. RefSeq names its product acetylcholinesterase. Gene Ontology annotation, biological process: choline metabolic process; acetylcholine catabolic process in synaptic cleft. Lineage: Eukaryota; Metazoa; Arthropoda; Insecta; Diptera; Culicidae. The transcript is spliced from 11 exons. Gene Ontology annotation, cellular component: plasma membrane. Bases 571 to 2481 code for a protein of 636 amino acids. Gene Ontology annotation, molecular function: acetylcholinesterase activity. The record is from RefSeq and is a predicted model, not a curated record.
UGCAUGAUUAACAUAUCAACUCCGAGUAUCAUUUUUGCGUGUGUGUAUCAAUGGAACUGCAGUUUUACAAAAUUUUAAGCCCGGAUUUUGGAAAGAAUUAAUUGUGCAAUAAAAGGAGCUACAGGUUCAGAAUUGAAUCUUCAGUCGGAUCAUCAUAGUUUUAAAAUUAAGAAUUGAAUCAAUAUUUGAACCGUAGCAGCCACGGGGUGUCGGUACUGUGUGCGUUUAUGGAGUUAAGUCGUUUCUUCGGAUACAUUAAGGCGUAGCAGCGAAACAAGAGUUAAACCAUCAAGCUUAAUUUAGAGUUCGUUAUGUGAUAGAAUUAUCGUGAGUCUGAUUGCUAGAUUGCAGUUUGCUUCGUGUGGAAAGUGAGCAAGUGAGGCACAGUUCAUAUCUCUUUUCGGUUAGUUUGAUGAAGUAAGCCGGAUACAAUUUGUUAUAUCUGUGUGCUGUGAAUGGAAUGCGAACAAGUGUCAGGUCGGGAACCAGAAAUUAAAGGUUUCUAGGGUGUAAAAACAAAACCCAUCAAGGAUUAAUUGAAAGUCAAUUGUGCAAAGUGUCAAACAAAAAAUGUCAUCAGUACGGUGGUGUUGGGAAAUGAUUUCACUUUUGCUGUGCAUAGCUGUGAUAAAUCCAGUAUAUGGCAUUUUCGACCGACUGGUAGUGCAAACGAGCAGUGGCCCGAUCCGGGGUCGUUCGACAAUGGUGCAAGGUCGCGAAGUGCAUGUGUUUAAUGGCGUACCAUUUGCGAAACCUCCUGUUGACGGGCUACGCUUUAGAAAGCCGGUUCCAGCUGAACCCUGGCAUGGGGUGUUGGAUGCUACACGGCCGCCGCCUUCGUGCAUUCAGGAACGGUACGAAUAUUUUCCCGGAUUUGCCGGAGAAGAAAUGUGGAAUCCCAAUACUAAUGUGUCGGAGGAUUGCUUGUAUUUGAAUAUUUGGGUACCAACGAAAACCCGUCUACGUCACGGGCGAGGCCUAAAUUUUGGGAACAACGAUUACUUUCAAGACGAUGAUGAUUUCCAACGCCAGCACCAGUCCAAGGGCGGUUUAGCAAUGCUUGUAUGGAUCUAUGGAGGUGGUUUCAUGAGUGGCACGUCAACGCUAGACGUAUAUAACGCUGAAAUUCUUGCGGCGGUCGGAAAUGUGAUUGUUGCCUCGAUGCAGUACCGAGUAGGGGCCUUUGGAUUUUUCUACCUUUCACCGUAUCUCAACGGACAGGAAGAGGAUGCACCCGGUAAUGUUGGUCUCUGGGAUCAAGCAUUGGCUAUCCGGUGGCUAAAGGAAAAUGCUAAGGCUUUUGGCGGGGAUCCAGAUUUGAUUACACUCUUCGGCGAAUCUGCUGGUGGUAGUUCAGUUAGCUUACAUCUUCUAUCACCUGUCACCCGUGGUCUUUCUCAUCGAGGGAUUCUCCAAUCCGGAACAUUGAAUGCUCCAUGGAGUCAUAUGACUGCGGAGAAGGCGAUUUCAGUUGCAGAAGCUCUGAUUGAUGACUGCAACUGUAAUCUUACUUUGCUUAAGGAAUCGCCAAGUGCAGUAAUGCACUGUAUGCGCAGUGUUGACGCAAAAACUAUAUCGGUACAGCAGUGGAAUUCAUACUCCGGUAUCCUAGGGUUUCCGUCUGCCCCAACCAUUGACGGAGUGUUUAUGACAGCUGAUCCGAUGACUAUGUUGCGAGAAGCUGAUCUGGAAGGAAUUGAUAUACUGGUGGGAAGUAACCGCGAUGAAGGAACCUACUUUCUUUUAUACGAUUUUAUCGAUUACUUCGAGAAGGAUGCAGCUACCUCGUUGCCAAGAGAUAAGUUCUUGGAAAUAAUGAACACAAUCUUCAGCAAAGCGUCCGAGCCGGAGCGUGAAGCAAUCAUAUUUCAGUAUACCGGCUGGGAAAGUGGAAAUGAUGGCUACCAGAACCAGCAGCAGGUGGGAAGAGCAGUUGGCGAUCAUUUUUUCAUCUGUCCCACCAACGACUUUGCACUUGGUCUAACGGAACGCGGGGCUUCAGUCCAUUAUUACUAUUUCACUCACCGUACAAGUACCUCGCUGUGGGGUGAAUGGAUGGGGGUGCUUCACGGCGACGAAGUAGAGUAUAUUUUCGGUCAACCUAUGAACGCAUCUCUGCAGUAUCGGCAACGAGAACGCGAUCUUAGCAGGCGGAUGGUACUCUCAGUGAGCGAGUUUGCACGAUCGGGGAAUCCUGCUCUGGAAGGAGAGCACUGGCCGUUGUACACGAAGGAGAAUCCGAUAUACUUCAUUUUCAAUGCGGAAGGAGAGGAUGACUUACGGGGUGAAAAGUACGGAAGAGGUCCAAUGGCAACGGCUUGUGCGUUCUGGAAUGAUUUUCUUCCACGGUUAAGGGCUUGGUCAAUUCCACCCAAAACUUCCUGCAACCUGCUGGAACAAACGUCGGCAGCAAAUGUGUUCUAUCUGGAUAUUCAAAUCGUUGCGGUGCUCACUGUCAUAACGUUGCUGAGAUUAUUCUAAAUAUGUCCACCGAUCGGCCCCUCUGAUGUUAAUUCACCCAGGAGAAUGUAGAGCUUUACACAUGACCACUUCUCACUAACGGUAAAUUAGAGGAAAGUAAUGUUUACCAACUUUAAUAUCUCGACAUGCUACGACUUAACAAGGACAAUUAAAUUAAACAAUCAUAAAACAUAAAAUUUGAUCAAAAUUGCGCGUACGGUGAAUUGAAAAUAGUCCGAAGAAACUGUGAGAUUUUAUAAAUCUGAAUAAGAUCAGUGGCAGGAACGAAAAAUGAACUUGAUCCUUCAUAAGCUAUGACUGGUGAGGCGCGGGCGCUUCUUACACCAACUUAAUGUUGACACAACACUUUGCACGCUGCUAGAGGACCCAAUUGAAACAACAUGUGACACCGAAAAACGAAGCAAGUUCAGUACCACGAGACACUAUCUCGACACGAAACUGAAUGUGUAGACAGAUACUUGUUAGAUGUGCGGUUGAUUUGAAUGCUUCAUGUGAAUUAUAUUUUUACAAAGAAAUUCGUUUUUUAUUAAGCCAUUUUGAGCUGGCUUUGGUUAAUUUAAAAUAUACCAGAGAUAUAGCAGAGAAUAACUGUUUCGAUGUUUAAAUCUUUAAAAAAUAAUAUAUAUAAAUAGAAAAAGGAAAAACUGCAAACAUAGGUAUUGAUGCACAUAUCGAUGGUUUACAAUUUAGUGUAUACAUAGUAAUAUACCAAAGUUAUUUGGUCUUAACCUGAGGAGAGUUAUUGAAUAUAUAUCUCCUGACUGAAGUUAUUUAACUUUAAGUUUGCAAGAGUGCAACCAAUGAUUUUUUCAUGUAGUAUAGCACGAUAAAUACGUUUGUGUAGUAAUCCAAGUAUUAGCGAAAGACUAGUCUUGUAAAAUUAUAGAGUUUGUUUUUCCAAAGGACCUAACAAAGUGCACUCCCUAAAACCCUUCGUGGUGCAAAUAUAAUGUGAAACAAUGCAUAUCUAAACACAUGAACAUAUCAGUAAACGAUAGCAAAAAAUGUGUAAGAAACAAGUGACUGCACGCUUUUUUGUGUGUCGUGAAAUUAGACAAAGAUUUUGAACGUUUAGUAUUAUCAAAAAGUAACUAUAAAAAGAACACUUUUUAAUGCCAUAACCCACCCUCCCCUUUUUAUAUAUACCGAUUUUAUACACACAACUUGGAAAAAAGGUCACAAAUUAAUUUUACUGUCCUUCCACAAGCAUAUCAUAGAAAAAAAAAGAGAGGAACUCAUUCGAAAUUAUAUACGAAGGAAGAUUAUAUUUAAAUCUCUCCGUAGAGGAGUAAGUCUUAUAAAAGUGCAUUUGUUGUUAGUUGUGCACGUUUUCAAGAGCAAAACUUAUGAUAAUAUUGGCAGGAUUUAGAUAAGCUGAACAGCACUGGAUAACAUAAGCAGUACAUUGAAUCUCAUGGAGGGUUCGUAUAAUAAAGUUGUUAUUGUGUAAGUGUAAUAAAACAUUAUAAGGCAAUUGAAUAUGUAGACAGUAUCUAAGCUAGUAUAAUUAUUUGAUUACAUGUUGUAUUUUCCGAAUGUGUUGCGAAGUAGGCUGUGUGAGGUAUUCUUACGCUCUCCAUACGUGGCACAUGGAUAGCGUAUUAUCGUACCGGUACUAGUGACUAUGAAAAAGUUCAGUUGAUAAUCGAUGUUACACAUAUUUCAGUUUUAGUAAAGGCUUGCGACAUAGUAUAGAACUAGCAAACUGCAUGUGUGUCUGUGCGAUGUGCAUUCGUCUGUAUGGAUGGUACCGAUUGAAAACGAGGCUUUUGAUUGAGGUGAAGCUGAAUCAGGUCAAAUUAUAUGAUUUGAAGACAGAAGUACUAACCUGACUCAGUUUCGAGGUUAAACAAAACAAAUCAUAAAUAACUGAGUGCAGUAAUCUGGUCCAAUUCCGCCACGCUCCUAAUGCCGUGAAACUUGUGAAAAUGGAAUAUAACGUACUAUCUCGUACUAUAAUUUUGAAAAUUCAAUUAAGUUAUAGACAACGUUAAGGUGUAACUAUUUUGAUAGCGUCACUAAAACAAGAUCAACAGAAAUGGAAACCCUGAACCAUCACGUAUAGGUUUCCGUUAGGCAAACUGCAUUCAUUCUCACUGUUAUGAACCCAAGCAACCAUAAGUUGGAGUUGAUUUAAUAAAUUAAUUCGAAUUAAGAGAGAGUUGCCAAAUUCGCAAUAUAUGCAUUUAUGUUGGAGCUUCUUUUAUUGAUUAACCAGCACUGGUAUUCUGGCAUAGAAGUUUUUGGUUACAACGCUUCCGUAUGUAGGGCAAUGUCCCCGGUUGUUGGCCGGGUAUUGUUUUUUUGUUCAUAAUGUUCAUUAAAUACAAAUUUUGUAUGCUAAGUUCUAUAUACCGUUCGAAAGAUGUGACAAAUAGCUUUCCGCCGAAGAAAGUAUAUGGAUUCACUUUUAAAUGAAAAAAGAUAUGAGCAAUGUGACGAGAAUGUUUUUUGACCAAACAGCUUUUAAUUUUCGAUUGUGGGUUACCUAAACAGCUGUAAGAAUUAGAAAUUGUCAUUCAUUACCCUGCUCCGAAUAGUUUCGUUGAUAUGACCCCUCGAACCGGUUCGCCCCGACUGCAUUGAAUUAGGCGGAGCGCUAAGCCUGUUUUUUCUAAAACUGUGUUUUUCAAAUCAAGUGAUAGCAGCGGGAAUACACUAUUUAACUACAGACACUUUAUACACAGACUAGCGAAGUAUCAAAAGUUGCAGCCAAAGGGACUGUCAAAAAGUGCAGCCAAUCGAGCAUGAGGGUUUUGAGAGGGGAAGUGCAAGAGGAAGCCCAUGCAAAGCUUACCCAGUAAAGUUCAGCCGGAAAUGAAAUGGAAUUCUAGCUGGUUCCAGUUCGUAUACGGGCUCCAGUGAC